Molecule: messenger RNA, 1621 nt
Organism: Chelmon rostratus (copperband butterflyfish)
Lineage: Eukaryota; Metazoa; Chordata; Actinopteri; Chaetodontiformes; Chaetodontidae
Gene: rfc5
Product: replication factor C (activator 1) 5
Exons: 11
Coding region: 89-1096 (335 amino acids)
Biological process (GO): DNA-templated DNA replication; DNA repair
Cellular component (GO): nucleus; DNA replication factor C complex
Molecular function (GO): ATP hydrolysis activity; DNA clamp loader activity; ATP binding
Source: RefSeq, a predicted model, not a curated record
CUGCCAUUAACAGUAAACGUAGAGUGGAAGUACUUAGAACUCUGAAAGUAUUACCUGAUUUGGAGCAUAAUUCACAUUUAAAGAGCACAUGGCUUCAACAAGUAAAGCGCCGUUACAUACCAGGAAUUUACCAUGGGUAGAAAAAUACAGACCACAGAAACUUGAUGAUCUGAUCUCACACAGAGAUAUUCUAAGCACCAUCCAGAGGUUUAUUAGUGAGGACAAGCUUCCCCACCUCUUGUUCUAUGGCCCCCCUGGUACAGGCAAAACCUCCACCAUCCUCGCCUGUGCCAGGCAGCUGUACAAGGACAGAGAGUUCAACUCCAUGGUGUUGGAGCUAAACGCAUCAGAUGACAGAGGUAUUGAUGUUGUACGAGGUCCCAUUCUGAGCUUUGCCAGCACCAGGACCAUCUUCAAGAAGGGUUUCAAGUUGGUGAUACUGGACGAGGCCGAUGCCAUGACCCAGGAUGCCCAGAAUGCAUUGCGGCGAGUGAUUGAGAAGUUUACAGAAAACACUCGAUUCUGCCUGAUCUGCAACUACCUGUCCAAGAUCAUCCCGGCUGUGCAGUCUCGCUGCACCAGGUUUCGUUUCGGCCCGCUGUCGCCGGAUCAAAUGAUCCCUCGGCUGGAGCAUGUGAUCCAGCAGGAGAGCAUUGACGUAACUCCAGAUGGAAUGAAGGCCAUCGUGACCUUAUCAUCAGGUGAUAUGAGACGAUCGCUCAACAUACUACAGAGCACCAGUAUGGCGUACGGGAAGGUCACAGAGGACACAGUGUACACCUGCACAGGUCACCCCCUCCGCUCAGAUAUAGCCAACAUCCUCGACUGGUCCCUCAACAAAGACUUCACCACGGCAUACAAGCAAAUCCUCCAGCUCAAGACUUUGAAAGGUUUGGCCCUGCAUGAUAUCCUCACUGAGGUUCAUCUGCUCAUACACAGAGUGGACUUUCCUCCAGCUAUUCGGAUCGGUCUGCUCAUCAAGUUGGCCGACAUUGAACACAGGCUCGCCUCGGGAACCGAUGAGAAGAUCCAGCUGAGCUCCAUGGUUGCAGCUUUCCAGGCAGUGCGAGACCUUGUGGUCAGCGAGGCCUCAUAGAUGCAAGAACCGUUUCACCCACGGCCAAGAGAGAAAUUUAUUCACUAACUCUUGGGUACUUCCGCUCGUACCGCAAAGAAAAUACAGCUACAUCCAGAGUCCAGGCGAUAUUUUUGCAUAACCGUUAUUCCUCUAAAAGAGAAAUUGGUCUUUGAUUUCCUACUUUGCCAUCCUGCUGCCUCGGUCAGUAUAACAACCCCUUUCUGGAAGUGUGUGUAUGCAGUUCACUCACUCAUUUCCCUCCCUGUGGCUGUGGUGUGCAACGAUGCCACAAAGACCUGAGAACAGGUAAACUUUCAACUCAACCCUUUCCUGAUGAGAAGCCAGUGAAAUCACUCGAGUUUGUUUAUUUCGAGAGAAAACAGAUGCCCUCAAGUGUCCACGGCAUGAUUGCCCACCACUGCUCCACAGAGUUGAUGUACAGUGCAGACACAAAUGCUCGUAGCUAUCUGAGUCACUCACAUCUGCAUACAAACUGAGCAAGUUUGUAUCUCUAGCACCAAAAAAAAAAGAUCUCUUUGGACA